GACAGCGUCACACCGAACCGCGGCUUUUUCCCAUGAUGCCGCGGAACCGAUGCCGCGUUCUGCGCACGCUGCUCGCGCUCGCACUGUUUGGCGCACUGGGGCCUGUGGCCUUCAGCAUGGCGGGUGCGCUCGGCACCCGGACGCGCGGGUCGCGCGCCGGGCGUCGCUUGGACCGGUGUGUGCGGCAUUUUUGGCCUUUCGGGCAGGAGCAGGUGAGCGAAAAGCUGAAGAGCCGCUUCGAGUCCUAUGCGGAGGGCGAGGGCGCAGAGAUGCGGCUGAAGCGGGAGAACCUGCGCAGCGUCCUGGAAUGCACGGAGAGUUUUUGUUUGUCGAAGCAUUGGUUAGCUGAGAGCACCUUGGAUCGGAUCUAUGAGCAGUAUGCCACCAGCGAUGGCAUUGGCCUCAAGGAGUUCGGGCGUUUGGCGCAUGAUGGCUUCUUGUUAGAAGGCAAGAUCGAAGAAUAUGAGAAGGCCUUCACUGGCGUAGAUACCGAAGAGAAGGGAGUGAUUUCCAAGGAAGCUUUAGGACGGCUCUUCGAGGGUCUGGGGAAGUCGCUGAGUAGCGAGGAGCUCACCCGACUCGUGGACGAGGCCGACGUGGACCAUGACGGUAUCGACUUCGCGGACUUCUUGGGCCUGGCGCGAACGCAGCUGGAUCUCGCCGAGGUCAUCAGAUACCUGGAGACGACUCCCGAGCGGCCCUCAGAGCAUGAGGGCGAAACCGACAGCGCCUUGGGGCACAUGAACACCGUGCACAGUGAGGCGGAGCUUUAUGCGAUGAUUGGCCAAGAGGACGCCGUGGUGAAGUUGGCCUUUACCUGGUGCCGACCCUGCAAGGCCUUUCUGCCCAGGUAUGAGAAGUUCGCCAAGAUCUAUGAGAAGACACGGUUCCUGAAGAUCGUGGGGAAUGAGAACGAAUCCUGCAAACACUAUGCCAAGGAAGUCCUCCACGCCAAGAUCUCUCCCAUGUUCGCCGUGUACCGUCAGGGGAAAUUGGUGAAGACCUGGCAUGGCGCCAACAACGGGCGCUUUGUGUCCAACCUCGAAGGGCAGCUCCCCACCGCCCGGGAAUACGCCAAGGAGCGUGAAGCGGCUCAAAAGAAGGAUGACACCCUCGUGUAAGAGUGGGUGUUCAUCAAAGCCUAUUUCACUUGCUGCAGACUUACUGAAGCCAUCGCCGCUUGACUGUUCUUUACGCUUUGCUCAUUUUUACUCCAUCACGGACUCUUAGUUUUGUUUCCGCAUGUUUCCGCAUGUCUUCCAUGCAAAAAAUAAUCGAACAUCAAUUGCCGCCCGGGCCCCUUCAAUUUUGAGACAUUCCGUUCGACAAUUGGUCGUUGAGGCAUCCAAACCAUCCUUUUCCAAGGACGACCGUGGAUUUCGAUGACGUUGCUAGGAUCUCUUUAGCGAGCCAUCCCCAAAGCAGGACCUCUCAA
Durusdinium trenchii is the source of this 1435-nucleotide messenger RNA. The record is from the annotation of a GenBank genome assembly. Lineage: Eukaryota; Dinophyceae; Suessiales; Symbiodiniaceae.